Messenger RNA from Protopolystoma xenopodis, 306 nucleotides. The record is from the annotation of a GenBank genome assembly. Lineage: Eukaryota; Metazoa; Platyhelminthes; Monogenea; Polystomatidea; Polystomatidae.
AUGGACCGCUUCGCACGAUGGCCGGAAGCAUUUCAAAUGUCGGGCGUACAAGCAGACCUAGUUGCGAGGACCUUUGCCACUCACUGGGUUGUAAGGUUUGGCACAUCGGCAACCAUCACAACCGACAGAGGUAGGCAGUUCGAAUGCGAUCUUUUCGCCCAACUAUCCAAAUUAUUAGGCACGAAAAGGAUUCACACGUGCGCCUAUCACCCACAAGCGAACUGUAUGGUAGAACGCUUUCAUCGGCAGUUAAAAGCCUGUCUGAGAUGCCAGAGGAACCCGGGCAAGUGGAUAGACAUGUGGUAA